Molecule: messenger RNA, 1260 nt
Organism: Linum trigynum
Lineage: Eukaryota; Viridiplantae; Streptophyta; Magnoliopsida; Malpighiales; Linaceae
Source: the annotation of a GenBank genome assembly
GCCGCGAAACUACGUACCGUUAGGUGACAUGUAGCAUCGUCUCGUGUUAUCAAUAUUGUUACCGGUAUAGCUGAUUGUUAUGGUUGGGCGGGAUAGGAUACGGUGACAACCCCUUGGGGGUUGUCAGAUUCACAACCACCUUUGUGGCCAUCAGAUACGUUCUCUCUCCUGUCUUUUUCUUCUUUUUUUAAAUUAAUGGUUAAGAUUAAACCAAGGGCAAAUUCGGAAUGGAAAACUUACCACAUGAGAUCCUUUCCAUUUUCCAUAUAAAUACUUUUUAUUACCAAAAAAAAAAAAAAAUACAGACCCUCCCCCAUUCUCCUGCGUCUCCCUCCUCUUCCCCUCUCACAUAUCUCUAACAAAAAAACCCUAGCCGUCAAGAGCUCCACCACCGUCGCCGCCUCUGCCUCCCCUGCCGCCGCGCCGCUGUCCUCCCCGCGCCGCUGUCCUCCCCUCCCUCUUCCUCUCCCGUGCCCACCGUUCACAGCCUGCUGUACCCGCCAUCAUGAUCGAGAUCUACGCCGCCGCCUGGCUCCGCGACGUCCAGAUCGGCUCCGUCCGCGUUCUCAUCAGCAACGUCCAUAUCGACGUCCAGAUCGUCUCUACACCAAGCUCUCUGCCUCCGGCGUCGGCUUCAACGACCUCCUCGACGCCAAGGCCACCGCCGGGGGUGCGAAGAAUCUCGAGGAGAAGACUGCCAAUGCUAGUGGUACCAAUUCCUAUUGGUACGAUACCACUACUCACUGGUACGUACCAGUGGCUCCCCUACCACUACUCACUGGUACCACUAUCAUCUGGUACCACUAUCAUCUAAUACCACUAUUAUCUGUUUUUUUGUGUUAUUCUCUACUGGUACCGCUACCAAUGCUAGUGGUAGCGCUACCAGUGCUAGUAGCGUUGUGUUAUUCUCUACUGGUAGCGUUGUACUGGUAGCGUACCACUAGUAUUGGUACAUUUUUUACUGGUACCGCUAGUACUAGUACAUUUUUUAACGUACUGGUAGCGUACCACUAGCACUGGUAUAUUAAUUACCAGUAGACUAAUAGAUUGGUACACUUUUUAACGCAUUGGUACAUUUUUUCAGGUUGCCGGAGGGAGUCUGCCGGAGAGAAUUCGCCGGAGAAAAAGUUUGUCAGUCGAUGCGGAGUGGCUGCUGGAGAAAGGAAGAGAGAGAGAGAUAGAUAGAGAUAUUAAUGUAUAAGAUUUAAAUUUCAGAAAAAAAAUUGUAUUUAAUAUGGGUAUUAAAUUCCCAAUAUAAUU